AUGACACCAGUACAAGCCAGUGCUAUCCCAUUAUUUAGUCAGAACAAAGAUGUGGUGGUUGAAGCCGUUACAGGGUCCGGGAAGACCUUGGCCUAUGCUAUACCUGUUUUACAAAAGGUUUCCACAAGAAUGUACUCCGUAUCUGAAGGAGAUGAUGCUCCUGAACCAGUGAAGAAAGGUCACAUGCUUGCAAUGGUUAUAGCACCUACUAGAGAAUUGGCAAGUCAAAUCCAAUCAGUUUUCGAUCUGAUCCUUAAAUAUUUACCGGAUGACAAAAAGAAUAUAUCUACUCAAUUGUUAGUAGGUUCUUUAACAAGUGUUAGACAAGAUAUUGAACUGUUUGUGGAUAACCGUCAUCAAAUCUUAAUUGGGACUCCGGGAAGAUUACUUGAUUUCAUGAAAUCAAAAUAUGUCCAUACAUCUUCCUUAGAAAUAGCCGUACUAGACGAGGCAGAUAAGUUAUUGGACUUGUCCUUCGAGACAGACGUGGUUCUGAUCUUAAAACAAUUACCAAAGCAAAGAAGAACAGGGUUAUUUUCUGCUACCAUAUCUACUGCUGGUGAUUCCAUCUUUAGAACAGGAAUGAACAACCCAGUUAAAGUGGUUGUUAAAUCUAAAAACCCCGCAGUUACCACUGGAUCUGGCUCUGCCCCUGCUUCCCUUUCAAUCAAAUACAUGAUGAUCAAUUCUGAAGAUAAAAUUUUGUCUUUAAUUGAAUUGCUUACUCAAUAUCACUAUAAGAAAGCCAUAGUGUAUUUCCCCACAUGCACAUCAGUCAAAUACUUUUACAAUGUGUUUCAUAAUCUCUUACUGAAAAACUUGUUACUGUUUUAUUCCCUUCAUGGACAGUUACAAACCAAAGCCAGACUCAAGACAUUGGAAGCCUUUACCAAUGACAACUCUUUGGUAAAUAAAUCUGUUUUGAUGACCACAGAUGUGGCCGCAAGAGGUAUUGAUAUACCUGAUGUGGAUCUAGUCAUUCAAUUAGACCCCCCAACGGAUCCUGCUGUGUUUUUACAUCGUUGUGGGAGAACCGGUAGAGCCAAUAAAGUCGGUAGAGCCAUAGUGAUGCUCAAUAACAACACAAGGGAAGAAGAUUAUAUUGGAUUCAUGGAAGUGAAAGGCUUGAUAUUAUCUGAAGAAACAGCUCCAAAGAUUCCCAAAGAUUUCCGAAUUAAUUUCAAUACUAAACUUAGACAAUACUUGCUUGAUGAUAGAGCACGUCAUGAACUAUCAAUUAAAGCUUAUGUUGGAUUCAUGAAAUAUUAUUCCAAACAUGUUGCAUCAUCAAUUUUCAGAUUACAAUCCUUUGAUUAUUUGGGAAUGGCCAAAAGUUAUGGUCUAUUAAGAUUACCCAAAAUGCCUGAAACAAAAUAUAUCCCGAAUGAAUUGAUACCCGAAGGUGGUUGGUUAGGAGAUCCUGUUGACCUUGAUAAUUAUGCUUACGCUGAUAAGCAAAAGGAAACCGUCAGAGUAGAAAAUUUGGAAGCAGAUAAACUUAAAAUGAUCAACGAUGCAAAGAAGAGAAAGGAACUUAAAAAAAAGAACGAAGCUUGGUCCACUAAAGUUGAAAGUAAAGAGACAAAACAAGAAAGAAGAGAAAAGAUGAAACGUAAACGUGAUGCUAUAGAAAAGCAAAUAUUGGAAAAGGACUCAUCUGAUGAAGAAGAAGUCAAGGAAGAUUGGAAAGACAUUGUUAGGUCCAAUAAAAAAAAGAAGACCACUUCUUCUUCUGGAAUGCAAGGAUCAUUUGACGAUUUAUAG
Messenger RNA from Lizanozyma spartinae, 1764 nucleotides. It is a transcript of the gene SPB4, whose product is annotated as putative ATP-dependent RNA helicase. The record is from RefSeq and is a predicted model, not a curated record. Gene Ontology annotation, cellular component: nucleolus. Lineage: Eukaryota; Fungi; Ascomycota; Pichiomycetes; Serinales; Debaryomycetaceae. Gene Ontology annotation, molecular function: ATP binding; nucleic acid binding. The coding region runs from base 1 to 1764 and encodes 587 amino acids. The transcript has a single exon.